GAUACUUUUCAGAUCAGAAGGCAGCGAUGGGGACAAGCACGUGGUCGUUUGUGGCGGUUUUGUGGCUGUUAUGGGCGGCGGAGAUGGGGGUGGUGGAAAAAUGCAGGGGUGAAAUAGGACAAGGAGCAAUGAAGGAUGUGAAGGAUAAUAUCACUGAAAUUAUGGAGAUGACGAAUAUUGAGGGAAAAGCAGAAGCCGUUAAGAAAGGUGCUUCUGAAGUGUUUAAUGACGCCAAGGACGCAGCUGAGUCUUGGUCCAACUGGGCUUCCGCCCAGAUUUCCAAGGGAUUAGGAUUGGAAGAAGAAGGAUUGAAACAGACAGCCCACCACAUGAUGGACAAAGCCGGCGACGCAGCCACAAAAACCACACACACAAUCGGCACAGCAGCUUCAGAUGCAUCUGACAAAGCCGGAGAGGCGGUGAAGGCGGUGUCGGAUAAAGCCAGCGACGCCAAAACGAAGGCCAAAGACACGUUUGUGAACGGGAAAGAGAAGGCGGCGAAGGUGUAUGAAGCGGCUAAAACCGAGGUGGAGCGGGAAGUUGCGGCGGUUAAGGAGUGUGUGAACUGUGAAGCUGCUAAAGAGAUGGCGUCGCAUGCCGCCGUACAAAUCGGGGCGAAGAUAAGGGAGAAGUCCUCGGAGCUGUGAGCUUGACGCCCGGCUCUGUCUUUUUUGUAUUGAUUUUCAUUUCAUUUUAUUUUUGGGUCUAGGCUGAGUUGUAAAAUAUUCAUUAUUGUUUGAUACUGUCUUAACGA
Cucurbita moschata (crookneck pumpkin) is the source of this 754-nucleotide messenger RNA. RefSeq names its product late embryogenesis abundant protein D-29-like. The transcript is spliced from 3 exons. Bases 27 to 647 code for a protein of 206 amino acids. The record is from RefSeq and is a predicted model, not a curated record. NCBI's taxonomy places the organism in Eukaryota, Viridiplantae, Streptophyta, Magnoliopsida, Cucurbitales, Cucurbitaceae.